AUGGUAUACUAUCAUCAGAUAACGGAUAGGAUCUAUCUAGAUAGCUCUCCGAAGGUCUGCAUCAAAAAUCUCAAGACGCCAGUAUCCUUCAACGACAAACCAUGCUUUGAUGAUGACAGAAGGCAUACAACUUCAAUACAAUCCUAUAGAGCGCAGUUCCCAAGCCGGAAAGAGUGCGGGUUCAAGGGAUCGAAUCAAAAGAAGCAGGAAAAUGGCACCCAGACGAAUCAGUGGAGGCCAGAGGCCUCCGGAGAAGAGACCUUCCUUAUGGAGUGCAUUCGUCGCGAGCUGCGCGGUGAAACAUCCGAGGGAGCAAACGACUAUCUGGAGGGUGAAAUAGAGCGCUACAAGACAUUUUCCAAAAAAUACAGCUGCAACGAUCCCGAAUACAAGGAGAAAAUGCUCGGAGGGGAUCCUAAUGCGCAGAGGACAUACCUGUUGCUCAAUAUGCAACAGGAUUUGACCAAAUUUUUGACCCUUUGA
This is a messenger RNA of Drosophila persimilis, 483 nucleotides long. RefSeq lists its product as uncharacterized. Bases 1 to 483 code for a protein of 160 amino acids. NCBI's taxonomy places the organism in Eukaryota, Metazoa, Arthropoda, Insecta, Diptera, Drosophilidae. The transcript is spliced from 3 exons. The record is from RefSeq and is a predicted model, not a curated record.